UGCCUGUGUGUUAUGUGUCUGUGUAUUUUUAAUAUUCUGUGCGAAAUUAUCGAGGGGACAAGUCUAUCUUUAAAAAAAAAAAAAAAUAAAAUAUAAUCGCGAAAAUGUUUUUUACGCUUGGAGGAGGCGUUAGUUAUUUUUUUUCAAUUCAUUUAUUAUAGGUCUCUCUCUCUCUAUAUAUAGACAGAAAAUUAUUGAGGGAGAAAAAAAAAGAUGCUGACAAAUAUAAUUGCGCGAUUAGAUGAGUGUCAAAAGUUCGCGUGUGCAUUUAGAAGAACUAACCUCCAAAUUUUUUUUAGUACAUUCAAAAAUCACGGUCAACAAUUAAAUACAAUCAAUUUGCGUCAAAGAUGGGGAAUUAUUUUCCAUUUCAAUUUUUUGAUGUUUUAAUUUUUUGCCAUUUCAAAGAAGACUGAGGAUUUUUUCUAAUAAUAUUGUAAAAAAAAAUAAAAUUUUUAAGACAAAUAUCAUAAACAAUGGACUUGAAUAGUUGCAUAGAAAUAAGGAGGCUCAAUAAAAAUUGUGAAUUUACAAUGAAAAAAAAACGUCAUAUCGAAUAGAACAAAAAAAAAAUUUGCCAUGUUAAAAUUUAUAUAAAAUAAAAAUUGGUACGAAUAAUCGACCAUUUUUUUAUAUAUAUAUAAAUAAUCAUUAAUAAUGCAGGCAAAAAAGCGUUAUUUACUUUUAUUUGUCACAUGCGCAUUUCUUGGAUAUUGUUAUUUUGGUGGUUAUAGAUUAAAAAGUGAUAAACCAUCAACUAAAUUAAAUUUUCCCUACGAUAAACUCCCGUCCUAUAUAACAUUAAAUGAAGAAUUUUAUGAUAAAGAUUUAAAAAUAACAACAACAAAUUUUCUUCAACAAACAUCACAAAAUAUGCGCAAUUGUCGAAUGGAAACAUGUUUUGAUUUUACACGUUGUAAACAGGGUUUUACAGUUUAUGUUUAUCCAGUUGAGGAUACAAUAAUUAGUCCAUUGUAUCAAAAAAUACUCAAUGUUAUAACUGAAUCACGUUAUUAUACAAGUGAUCCAACAAAAGCAUGUUUAUUUGUACUUGCAUUGGAUACAUUAGAUAGAGAUCCAUUGUCAACAGAAUUUAUUCAUAAUUUACCAACAAAAUUAUUACGUUUACCAUAUUGGAAUAGUGGUAAAAAUCAUUUGAUAUUUAAUCUUUAUUCGGGUACAUGGCCCGAUUAUGCUGAGGAUUCAAUGGCAUUUGAAUUGGGUUAUGCAAUGUUGGCUAAAGCAAGUAUGUCAAUAUCAAAAUUAAGACCCGAUUUUGAUAUAUCAAUACCAUUAUUUCAAAAACAACAUCCAGAACGUGGCGGUGAAUUGGGACAAGCGGCUGAAAAUAGUUUUCCAAGUAAUAAAAAAUAUGUCGCUGCAUUUAAAGGGAAAAGAUAUGUUCAUGGUAUUGGAUCAGAAACACGUAAUUCACUUUAUCAUUUGCAUAAUGGUAAAGAUUUGGUAUUUGUCACAACAUGCCGUCAUGGAAAAUCAUGGAGAGAAUUACAGGAUGAACAUUGUCAACAGGAUAAUCAGGAAUAUGAUACAUAUGAUUAUGAAAUUCUCUUGAUGAAUGCCACAUUUUGUUUGGUUCCCCGCGGUCGUAGACUUGGUAGCUUUCGUUUCUUGGAAGCAUUGAGGGCUGGCUGUAUUCCCGUUAUACUCAGCAAUGGGUGGGCACUUCCUUUUCACGAUCGUAUUGACUGGAAUCAAGCGGUUAUAUUCACCGACGAGAGGCUUCUUCUACAAAUUCCAGAUAUAGUGAGAUCUGUUUCGAAUACAAAAAUUCUCAAAUUAAGACAACAAACACAAUUUUUAUGGGAACGUUAUUUCUCAUCUAUUGAGAAAGUUAUUUUCACCGUAUUUGAGAGUAUACGAGAGAGAUUACCAUGGGAGGGUUCGAGGGAGGGUAUUAUUUGGAAUACAAGUCCUGGAGCAUUGGCAAUUUUACCACAAUUCGCUGAUAGUCAACAGGAAUUACCAUUUACAAGUAGUAAUCCGGGUAAUACAUUUACAGCGAUUAUUUAUUCACAAUUGGGUUCAACUGCUGUUCUUUAUCGUUUAUUAAAAAGUCUCGCCAAGUGUAAAUAUUUAGAUAAGAUUAUUUUAAUGUGGAACUCGGACAUUCCAUUGCCGAGAAAACCACGUUGGCAGGGAAUCAAAGCGACAAUACUUGUGGUUUCUGCCGAUGGGAUAUCACAUCGAUUUUAUCCCCAUCCACAAAUCAAAACUAGUGCCAUAUUAUCAUUAGAUGAGGAUGCAACACUCAAUACUGAUGAAAUUGAUUUUGCCUUUAAUGUUUGGCAAUCAUUUCCCGAAAGAAUUGUUGGAUAUCCAGCGAGAUCUCAUUAUUGGGACGAUUCAAAGAGAUCGUGGGGCUAUACGAGUAAAUGGACAAAUGAUUAUAGUAUAGUAUUGACUGGGGCAGCUUUUUAUCAUCGUUACUAUAAUACACUUUAUACGGAACUAUUGAGUUCGACAUUGCACAAAACAGUUGAACAAUCACAAAAUUGUGAGGAUAUUUUGAUGAAUUUUCUCGUUAGCCAUGUGACACGACGCCCUCCGAUUAAAGUCACACAACGUAAAUUGUACAAAGACACAACGGCCGCUGGUAUCAGGUCGCCGUGGAACGAUCCCGAUCAUUUUAUUCAACGGCAAACAUGUAUGAAUACAUUUGUCGCAGUGUUUGGUUAUAUGCCAUUGUUAAGAUCAAAUUUAAGAUUGGAUCCAAUGCUCUUCAAAGAUCCCGUAAGCAACAUGCGCAAAAAAUAUAGACAAAUUGAAUUAGUUAGUAAUUAGAUUUUUAAUUAUAUUGUAUAGCCGAAUGAUGAUGACAAUGUGACGUUAUAAUAUUAUUGUAGAAUAUAAUUAGAAUCAAAUUUUUGUUGAAUGUGUACAAAAAAAAAAAAAGAAAAGAAGAGACGUGGUCACCGUUUUUUUUUCUCUCUUUCAGAUCUGUUUAUAUUUUUUACUUUUUCUUUUUUGAUAAUAUUUUUCAGUAUAUAUUAUAAUUAUGUUUUAUUUAAAAAAAAAAAAAAACGGUGACGAGAUGAGGCUAUAUUAGAAGGAUCAUACUUUAAAUUAUUCAUUUACAAUUUAUUACUGACUAUUAUUUUUAUUAAUAUUAUUAUUAAAAUUAUAAUAAUUAUUAAAUUAUUAUUAUAGUUAAUUUUAUUAUUAUUAUUAUUAUUAUUAUUUUUACUAUCGUUACAAUCAUAAUAAUAAUAAUAAUAAUAAUAAUAAUUUUAAUUAUAAUAAAAAUUAAUAUGAUAAUUAUUAUUAUUGAUUGUUUCGAUUAUAUUAAUUGUGGGAAUUUUAUAUACAUAUAUUUAUAUAUAAAUUAUAAAUUAUAUUUAGCGAGAUUAUCUCGUGCAUCAAAGGAGCGGUGGCAUUUAUUAUAAUGAUAAUAAUAAUUUUUUUUUUUCGACACCUGAUGCUAGAGACGACUGUGGCAGCGACGAUUCAAUACGUUACCAAAUUAAUUGAUUUAAUUAUUGAUAUAUUGAUGAAAAUUAUUAUAUAUGUACAUAAAAAAGUCGAUUAUGUGUAGCUACUAAUAUACAAUAUAUAUUAUUAUUAUUAUUAUUAUUA
Molecule: messenger RNA, 3594 nt
Organism: Leptopilina boulardi
Lineage: Eukaryota; Metazoa; Arthropoda; Insecta; Hymenoptera; Figitidae
Gene: ttv
Product: exostosin-1
Exons: 9
Coding region: 658-2802 (714 amino acids)
Cellular component (GO): membrane
Molecular function (GO): glycosyltransferase activity
Source: RefSeq, a predicted model, not a curated record